Molecule: messenger RNA, 3083 nt
Organism: Cladophialophora immunda
Lineage: Eukaryota; Fungi; Ascomycota; Eurotiomycetes; Chaetothyriales; Herpotrichiellaceae
Exons: 4
Coding region: 1649-2278 (209 amino acids)
Biological process (GO): positive regulation of transcription by RNA polymerase II
Molecular function (GO): RNA polymerase II cis-regulatory region sequence-specific DNA binding; protein dimerization activity; DNA-binding transcription factor activity, RNA polymerase II-specific
Source: RefSeq, a predicted model, not a curated record
CCUCCAUUCUGCCACUGUCCACUGUCCUGUCGCUGUGUCUCACGGCGCGCGCGCCCUGUCCCAUCCACCAUCCAUCCCAACGUGUUUUCAAGCCUGUGUUCGACGAGAUCCAGAUAGAUCUGCCACUGUCCACGGUUGUCCUGUGCGGCUUGUUGCUUUGAUCUGGGUGUCCCGGGCGACCAUUGAAUUCCCAGCAGUCGAGCAUCCCGCUUCCAGAAUCCCCCUCGACCCUCGACCCUCGGUCUCGCCCAGCGACCGAAAUACCAUCCAUCCGACCUGUGUGCUUCAUUAAUCAACCCGUCCUUCGAUCAAUUGAUCAACCGCGACACGUCACAUCCGUGUCCCAAUCUGAUUCUCGACGCUAUUCCUGGCUCUUGGGGAAAAGGUACGUUGUGUCUUCCAUGGUCUUUGGCUCGCUUUUUAGUUGUGUCGUUGUUUCCUGUUCCAUCCACAAGGCGAGGAUCAUCCUUUUCGACCAUCCCGCAUUGAGCACAGUAUGUCCAUGACAAGCUCCUCCACGAACACGAACGAAGGGCCCUCACAAUCCUGUGUUGGUACUUUUGACAAUCGAGGCAUGUUGAUCAUGGUCGUCAUGGCCAUCGUCAUUCCCGUUGUCGGCCAACAUGAGAGCGUGUGCCCGCUGGUUCACGGGUGGCUGGCGAUUUUUUCUGUCGAGGACCAAAGCCCUGAGCAAAGGGAAAACGGGAAAUCUACUUGCCCACCCACACUCCCCCAGCCAGACUCGACUUGCCACAGAGAGAGAAGGAAAAAGUGGAGUUCCAGCGUCUGCGUGUGAGAGUGAGCGAGAGGGACGAGGGUUGGUUGUGUGUGCCCAGUCACGCCCCCUAGGUUCCGUCUUGCUCGUCGCCAAGGCCCGUCCAUCAGCCCCCCACUUUUGGGUCACGGGCGGGCUGCAUGCACGCUCGCUCAUUGGUCCACCAGCCUUUCCCCUCUGGCACUGCAACCCACCGCUUGCUCAGAGUCUCAGACCACCUUUUUGCCCAUGGCCGGUGCCCGCACAUUCACUCAAGUUGCACAGCCCACCACCUGCCCACCUGCCCGACUGUCCCCCAAGCCACCCAUUUUGCCGUCUCUGAUUCUGCCGAAAGACUCCGCCCCUCUUUUCCCCUUCCACCCCCCCUCCCCUUUGUCUUUGUUUCCUUCUUCAGAACCUCCCGAAGCUCCCUCCUCCUGCACACCAAACCGUUUUCUAUCCAGAUCUCAGUCCAUACAGAAAGUGGUUACUUCUCUGUAUUCCAAACCCACUUCUUAUCCCAUUGCAGUCUGAUUGUUGCACAUCCGCCCUCUGCCCACAAAGCUUGACCCCCUUCUUCGCCUUUCCAAGUUACCUGCCGUUUGCCCCGGAUUUCCCUGCGGCGGUACCUGAGCUUACCGCACCCGUGUCCCUGCGCUUUGCCGAGUACGUCCUCUGCUAUACCAACCUCGCUGUCCAAUCCGUGCCAUCUCUUCACCAAUCGUCACUGUUGCUCAGAGUCUCGUCUUUGCUUCACUUGGUCCAAGUCACUGACACUCGGUACCGUUUUCAGUCGCGUCGCCAAUCACUGCUGCUGCCUGAGAUCCAGUCGACCACACCACUUCUUAAAAGGGUAGACAUUGUCAUACUCGAUCCAUUCCAUACGAUCCCAUUAUGGCGGACAUCACCGACCCUUCUGCCAGCCUCGAGCACCCCUCCCCCGGCGACGACCUUGCCGGCAAUGGCGUCGACUCCCGAGGCACCAAGCGACCAAGAGCCUCCAUGGCGGGCGAGGAUGAUGAUGACGAUGACGAGAAGGGAGGACGAGAACGCAGAAAGAUUGAGAUCAAGUUCAUCCAAGAUAAAUCCCGUCGCCACAUCACAUUCUCCAAGAGAAAGGCUGGUAUCAUGAAGAAGGCAUAUGAACUGUCUGUCCUCACUGGCACUCAAGUCCUCUUGUUGGUCGUCUCAGAAACUGGUCUUGUGUACACCUUCACCACCCCGAAACUGCAACCUCUGGUCACCAAAGCAGAGGGCAAGAAUCUCAUUCAGGCAUGCUUGAAUGCUCCAGAACCGUCUGGCAACGAGAAUGGUGUCGACACCGCUGAUGAUGUCGCCUCGCCUGACGAUGUCCCCUCCAUGCCUCCUGCCGCUGCCGGCGUGCCUCGACCCGCCCCUCAUACUGGGUAUGGCAUGACUCCGGAACAACAGCAGCAAGCCUUGUACUACCAGCAACUGCAACAACAGAAUCAGAGCGGCCAGUAUGGCGGCAUGCCCCAAAUGCCUCAACAUCAACGUGCAUAAUAAGCAUCACGCACCCUCCCCCACAUAUUGAUACCCCCCAACCUACGACUCGGUCGGCUCUCGUGCGGUCCUUGACCUUUCUGACACAUGGGCCUCGCUCGUUGUCAAUGGCGGUCUGAUAUCGGCUGAGAGGCGGCUCCCAAAUGGCUCUCCACUGAUCGACUGGCGUCUUGAAAUAUUUGCUCAAAUCAACAUCACCACCGGAGUUUUCCCAAGAUGAUGUGCUUCCAAGGGUGAUUUCUCUUAAAAAGGUCCAGUAUUCUCACAUGCAUUUUGUACGAGACAAUAUUUUGAAGAAUGGAUGCGGGACAUGGUGGGCAAAGACUGGGAAUCAGAGGGAAUACACUCCUAGUAUGCACAGUCAUGAAUCGUGUGUCAUGCGUUUCAGGCAGAGAAAAAAUGUCAAACCAGAUUCAAUCCGUGGUCAAAGUCUUGUGCUUGCUGAUUCCCAGGUUCAUGUUCCAGGUAGCUCCAUUCCAUCUUCUGAAUCCAUGAAGGCAAAAGUGGCCGAUGAUGAUCAAUCCAAAUUGUUUUUGCAUUUGUAUCCUAUUCCUGUUUACAACUUGCUGGGGACCCAUCUCGGGGCCCGCUUCUCUACAAAUGCUCGGACACCCUCGCGAAUGUUCUCUCCCUCAUUCAGCCUCUUGGAAUAGACCUCGACAAUGUUCUGAGUUGCAUGUUCCGCACUGCCAUCUUCCCAACCCUGAAUCACGCCUGCGCGGCUGAUGAUGACACUGUCGGGGCUGUUGUUGCCAAUCUCCGCGGCAUACUCCAGAGCCUUCUUGACGACGGGCCUGUCCAGGAU